AAAAGACACUACCACCACACCCAGUUGUGGCUAUCAUCGGAGGAACGUCUGAUCGACCGACGGGAUGUACCUCUAUAACCUCACAUUGCAGAGAGCGUCCGGGAUCACCCACGCGGUCCACGGGAACUUCUCGGGCACCAGGACUCAGGAGUUGGUCGUGUCGAGGGGCCGGUCGCUCGAACUACUCAGGCCCGACCCUAAUACUGGAAAAGUCCACACCAUACUGACGACAGACAUCUUUGGGGUCAUCCGGUCCCUAAUGGCUUUCAGGUUAACGGGCGGAAAUAAAGAUUACGUCGUCGUUGGGUCGGACUCCGGACGGAUCACCAUCCUUGAGUACAACCAGGCAAAAAAUCAGUUCGAACGCAUCCACAUGGAAACAUUCGGCAAGAGCGGAUGCCGGCGAAUCGUCCCCGGCCAAUACCUAGCCAUCGAUCCUAAGGGACGUGCCGUGAUGAUUGGUGCCGUAGAGAAGCAGAAGUUGGUGUACAUCCUGAACCGCGACGCAGCUGCUCGCCUCACCAUUUCCUCUCCUCUCGAAGCCCACAAGAGCAACACCCUCGUCUACCACACAGUUGGCGUCGACGUGGGUUUCGAGAAUCCGCUGUUCGCCUGUUUGGAGAUUGAUUACGAGGAAGCCGACACGGACCCCACAGGAGAGGCGGUUCACAGGACGCAGCAGACGUUAACCUUCUACGAGUUGGACCUCGGGCUGAACCACGUCGUUAGGAAGUACCACGAACCCCUUGAGGAGCACGCGAACUUUCUUAUCUCCGUCCCUGGCGGGAACGACGGGCCAUCAGGCGUGUUGGUCUGCUCCGAGAACUACAUCACCUACAAGAACUUGGGGGAUCAGCCAGAUAUCCGCUGUCCGAUACCCAGGAGGAGGAAUGACCUCGAUGACCCGGAACGAGGCAUGAUCUUCAUCUGCGCUGCGACCCACAAAACUCGAUCCAUGUUUUUCUUCUUGGCACAGACGGAACAGGGGGACAUCUUCAAGAUCACCUUGGAGACCGACGAGGACGUGGUGACGGAGAUCAAACUGAAAUACUUCGACACCGUCCCACCAGCGACCGCCAUGUGCGUCCUCAAGACCGGGUUCCUGUUUGUGGCAUCGGAGUUCGGGAAUCAUUAUCUCUACCAGAUCGCCCAUCUCGGUGACGACGACGACGAACCAGAAUUCAGCUCGGCGAUGCCCCUAGAGGAAGGCGACACGUUCUUCUACGCCCCAAGACAGCUGCAGAAUCUGGUGUUGGUCGACGAGCUUGAUUCCCUCUCUCCCAUAAUGGCCUGCCAGAUUGCCGAUUUGGCCAAUGAAGACACACCCCAGUUGUAUACGGUCUGUGGACGAGGGCCGAGGUCGUCCCUUAGGGUGUUACGUCACGGUCUGGAGGUCAGCGAAAUGGCCGUCUCGGAGCUGCCCGGUAACCCCACUGCCGUCUGGACCGUGAGGAAACGCGGUGAAGACCAAUACGACUCCUACAUCAUCGUUUCCUUCGUCAACGCCACGCUGGUCUUGAGCAUCGGGGAAACGGUCGAGGAAGUAACGGACUCGGGAUUCCUGGGGACCACGCCCACUCUGGCCUGUUCUCAGCUCGGUGACGACGCUUUGGUUCAGGUUUAUCCAGAUGGUAUCCGACACAUCCGAGCAGAUCGCCGAGUCAACGAGUGGAAGGCCCCAGGGAAGAAGACCAUCGUUAGAUGCGCCUUGAAUCAACGUCAGGUCGUUAUCGCCCUGACAGGAGGAGAGAUCGUCUAUUUCGAGAUGGAUCCCACAGGACAGCUGAACGAGUACACAGAGAGGAAGGAAAUGAAGAGUGACGUGAUCUGCAUGGGGGUCGGGCGAGUGCCGUCAGGGGAGCAGCGAUCGCGCUUCUUGGCCGUCGGACUGUCUGAUAACACCGUCCGAAUCAUCAGCCUUGACCCUAAUGACUGCCUGACGGUGCGAGGUAUGCAGGCCCUUCCCGCCCUGCCAGAGUCCCUCAGCGUUAUCGAGAUGGGCGGGCAGGAAGGCUCUGAGAAUGAGCCUCGUACUUUGGGCUCUCUCUACCUCAACAUUGGCCUCCAGAAUGGCGUACUCUUGCGAACCGUCUUGGACUCAGUGACAGGGGAUAUGUCUGACACCCGUACUCGUUAUCUGGGUUCCCGCCCCGUUAAGCUGUUUAGGAUCAUCAUGCAGGGGAACGAGUCGGUGCUGGCCAUGUCAUCCCGUUCCUGGCUUUCAUACUACUACCAGAACAGAUUCCACUUGACUCCCCUAUCAUACGAGAGUCUGGAGUACGCGGCGGGGUUCUCGUCUGAGCAGUGUCCCGAGGGUAUUGUUGCCAUCUCCACGAACACCCUCAGAAUUUUGGCAUUGGAGAAGCUCGGAGCGGUGUUCAAUCAGGUGUCGCAUCCCCUGGAGUACACGCCACGCAAGUUCGUCAUCCACCCAGAGAGCGGACACCUGGUGGUCAUAGAGACAGACCACAACGCUUACACAGACGACACCAAGAGGCAGCGUAAGAUGCAGAUGGCCGAGGAACUAAGAGAAGCCGCAGGAGAGGAAGAGACAGAGGUCGCUGACAGGAUGGCCGAAGCGCUGUUGUCCGAGGAUCUUCCCGACUCGGUGUUCGGAGCCCCCAAAGCCGGGCCGGGCAUGUGGGCGUCUCUGGUGCGUAUCAUCGAGCCCAUACAAGGCAACACGCUUCACACGAUACGAUUGGACCAGAACGAGGCUGCCUUCAGUAUUUCGUUGGUGAAGUUCGCCAAUCAGACGGAUAUGGAUCAACAACAUCUUCUGGUGGGUACGGUCAAGGACUACCAGCUUAGCCCUAGGAUUGUCGACUGUGGCUACAUAUACUGCUAUAGAGUCGUCGGGGAUUGCACCAGCCUAGAGCUCGUCCAUCGCACCGAAGUCGAGGACAUUCCCACUGCCAUCUGCUCGUACAAUGGCCGCGUGCUGAUUGGUGUGGGCCGCCUGCUGAGAAUAUACGACCUGGGCAAGAAAAAGCUGUUGCGGAAAUGUGAGAAUAAGCACAUCCCUAACCUCAUCGUGGACAUCAAGGCUCGAGGCCAACGGGUGUUUGUCAGCGAUGUCCAGGAGAGUCUGUUCGUGCUGCGUUACAAGAGACAAGAGAAUCAGCUCAUCAUAUUCGUGGACGACACCAACCAGCGCUGGGUCACCACGUCGUGUCUCCUGGAUUUCGACACCGCAGCCGUCGCCGACAAGUUCGGUAAUAUUGCCGUGGUGAGACUGGGCGGAGAUAUAAACGACGAUGUUGACGAGGAUCCUACAGGCAACAAGGCAUUAUGGGACCGCGGACUGCUGAACGGCGCGUCGCAGAAGGCCGAGGUCAUCGCCAACUUUCACGUGGGCGAGACGGUGAACACCCUUGAGAAAGCAACGCCGAUUCCUCGAGGCAGUGAGUCGCUGGUGUACACAACCUCAGCGGACGUGUCAAGUGUUGGUGCCGCUACGUCGCGAAGACUACUUAACUGUUUCCAGAAUCUGGAGAUGCAUAUGAGGUCUGAACACCCGCCCCUGUGUGGCCGUGAUCACCUGUCCUUCCGAUCGUAUUUCUUCCCCGUCAAGAACGUCAUCGAUGGGGACAUAUGUGAACAGCUCAAUAUGGUCGACCAGGCAAAACAACGCAGCAUAUCCGAAGACUUAGACAAGACCCCUAACGAACUGUCCAAGAGGUUAGAGGAUAUCAGAACGCGAUAUGCCUUCUAGACUGCCUCCCCCACCUCCA
Molecule: messenger RNA, 3734 nt
Organism: Homarus americanus (American lobster)
Lineage: Eukaryota; Metazoa; Arthropoda; Malacostraca; Decapoda; Nephropidae
Gene: Sf3b3
Product: splicing factor 3B subunit 3-like
Biological process (GO): mRNA splicing, via spliceosome
Cellular component (GO): U2 snRNP; nucleus
Molecular function (GO): U2 snRNA binding; protein binding
Source: RefSeq, a predicted model, not a curated record